AUUGAUUAUAAGUAAAUGGAUUCCAUCAUCCUCAACUCAGUUAUGCUGUUAAACAAUCUGAAUACACUUGUGAUGGCUCAAGUGGCAACUAACUAUUGAUGUCAUGGAAUAUUGGGUCCUCAUGAACAGUCUGGUAUCAUAACAGCUCCUACUAUCGGUUUAAUUAAUGUUCGCAAUGAGCCUACAUUCUCAAAAGCAAGUCAAUCUAAGGCUUCUGGAACUCAAUGUGAUACAGUAAAGCAGAAUAAAGAUACUUCUAAUAAUUCUGAUAGUGGAGAGGUUCAUUACAAGAACUACAAACAAGUCAAGGCAAUCUGUUCUCAGCAAGAUCCUGAUAUUUCAAAGGCUCAAAUCUACGAAAACUUGCUGGAGCCCUUCAAGUAUGAACAAAAAGUUGUGACUACUCCAGUCACAAACAGAGAGACCACUCUGUACACCUGCAAGUACGGCCAUUGUCGCAAAACUUACAAUAAGGUCUGGAACAUGAUCGAUCAUGUCAGAAUGCAUGAGGGCAUCAAACCCUACAAGUGUGAACACUGCCAGAAAGCAUUCACACAGAAAGGCAACUUGAAGAAACACAUGAGACAGCACGAGUUUGAAACUGUAGAUGACAGAAGAAGAUUUGAGUGCGAAAUCUGCCACAAGAAGUACACCCAGAGAUACAACCUCAAGUCGCACAUGCUAGUCCACAGAUAAACAAGGAACUGAAGAUAAAUCUCAGAGAAAAAUGAAGCAAACGAAUGGAUCCUAAUUAAUCAAAUAAAACUAUUGA
Moneuplotes crassus is the source of this 772-nucleotide messenger RNA. Lineage: Eukaryota; Ciliophora; Spirotrichea; Euplotida; Euplotidae. The record is from the annotation of a GenBank genome assembly.